Messenger RNA from Capronia coronata CBS 617.96, 1962 nucleotides. RefSeq lists its product as uncharacterized. Gene Ontology annotation, molecular function: triacylglycerol lipase activity. Gene Ontology annotation, biological process: lipid metabolic process. The record is from RefSeq and is a predicted model, not a curated record. Lineage: Eukaryota; Fungi; Ascomycota; Eurotiomycetes; Chaetothyriales; Herpotrichiellaceae. The coding region runs from base 1 to 1962 and encodes 653 amino acids. The transcript has a single exon.
AUGGCCAUCCUCCUCUCCCUCGUUCCUCCGCACACCCGGCUCUUUUGGUCAUGCGUGGGGAUCUACGCCGAUGUCGUCAAGCUGUGUUCGCCCAGCAAGAGACUGCGGCUGCUGGCGGAAGACAUAGCAAGAUUCAGUCGAAAGCCUCCCGAAACCGCCGUCGAAUCGUUAUUGAGAUGCAUGGACGAAGCCACCUCCCUCGCCGAGUACGAAAAAUGCACGAUUGCGCUGGACAAGGUCCAAGGCCACGAGGCAUGGAAGGAAGAAAGAGAAUCCAUAGAACCCGGCUACAACCCCGAUGUGAUCGAGGCCCAGAUGGUCAUGCUACGAAGAGCGAUCGCUACCUCCGACCUGAGCGCCGUGCAACACCUGCUAAGAACGGGUCUCAGCCGGGACCUGGGAGGCAUGAACAUGCUACGACUAUACAAGCAUUCUUGGUUUGGUACAAAAUACCUUAUAGAUGAGUACAUCAACACGGUACUGGAGACCAUCGACACCUUCGCUGAUUUGACGGUGCGGUACAAUGUCCCAACCGCCGAAGUUCGCUUUUAUCAGCAGUCGUUGGAAGAUGCGCUCAAAUAUUUCGGCCGGUCAGCCUUGACGCUUUCCGGUGGCGCAGUGCUUGGUAUGAAGCACAUUGGCGUGGUCAAGACUUUGUGGGAAGCAGAAUUGUUACCCGAGAUCAUUUCAGGGGCAUCAGCUGGGAGCAUCGUGGCAGGCAUCGUGGGGACUUGGACCGAUGAACGGAUGCCCGAGGUCCUCGAAAGCUUUCCAUUCUCCGAUCUGGCCGUUUUCGAUCCUCCCGGGACUGGGAGGGUAGGAUGGCUGGUAAACCGGCUGCGGACGUUCAUGUAUUCUUCUGCCUUUUUCGACAUGGGACACCUCAAAAGGGUCAUGAAGUUGUGGCUGGGCGACAUCACCUUCCGUGAAGCGCACUACAAGACUGGUCGCAUCCUCAACAUCUGCGUUUCCAGUGCAACCAGCGCAGAGCCACGGCUUCUUAACUAUGUUACGGCUCCGGACGUCCUCGUUUGGUCUGCUGUCUGCGCCUCGUGCGCCGUCCCCAACGUCUUCUCGCCGGCGAACAUCUACGAGAAAGAUCCGAACACCAAAGAAGCAAAACUUUGGAUGCAGAAUGCGCAGCAAACAUUUGUGGAUGGAUCCCUUGACCACGACAUUCCGAUGAGAAAACUGUCUGAAAUGUUUAACGUCAAUUUCUUCAUUGUGUCUCAGGUCAACCCACAUGUUCGGGCCUUCCUCGAACCCGAAGAGGACUUCCAAGGGAGACAGCCCUCGACGCCUGUACCGCAUCACAGUCCACUUCAAGCUGCAAAGAGUGUGCUUCGACGGGAAAUCAUCCAUCGUGCACAGCAAGUGGCAGACUUCGGACUUCCUCAGAAAUGGUAUCGCUGGGCCUCUGUUUUUAACCAACAAUACACCGGAGACAUCAACAUCCUACCGGAGAUCAAGCCUGGUGAAUACCUGCGUAUGAUGAUGAACCCGACUCCCGAAUUCAUGAUUGAAGCCAGCAUUGCUGGGGAGCGGGCGACGUGGCCCAGAAUGUGUCGGAUCAAGAACUGCGUUGCCAUCGAACUCGCUCUGAUUCAGGCAAUCCACAAAUUGCGAGACAGGGUCAACUUUGGACCAGAGGCGAGAGCAGCUCGUGAGUCGAAACGAUCAAGCAGUCGAGGACGUCCCAGCCGUGGUCGGUCUGCACUUCCGGCGUUCUUGAGAAGGCGUAGCCUCAGCAUCGAAUCUGCCAUUGACGACGAGAACGGUGUCAGGCCAACCUCGCUCCGAGUCCGUCGCAAUGUCAGCCUGGGAAGCAUCCCUUUGAAACCAGCUAUGUCUCUCGCGCACACUUCUCCUCGCACAACGCCCUUUCUGUCACCGCAAGUGGGAGUGGAUCUUGAUUUUCUAGGAGAAGCGUUGGUCAUGACAACGACAAAGGAUACUGUAUAG